This is a messenger RNA of Sarcophilus harrisii (Tasmanian devil), 3831 nucleotides long. It is a transcript of the gene SLC12A1, whose product is annotated as solute carrier family 12 member 1. NCBI's taxonomy places the organism in Eukaryota, Metazoa, Chordata, Mammalia, Dasyuromorphia, Dasyuridae. Gene Ontology annotation, molecular function: sodium:potassium:chloride symporter activity. The record is from RefSeq and is a predicted model, not a curated record. Gene Ontology annotation, biological process: cell volume homeostasis; chloride ion homeostasis; potassium ion homeostasis. The transcript has 27 exons. The coding region runs from base 280 to 3582 and encodes 1100 amino acids. Gene Ontology annotation, cellular component: membrane.
AACAAUAAAAAGCUGUCUAGGAUAACGCGUGAAAGCAAAGUGUUCUUCCAUACCCCAGGGAUGUGGAGGCAGUUUACUCUUCCCUUAAAGACUGGUCUUCUGUGACCUGAGAAGAAAGACUUUCUGAAGGCUGUUAGAAGAGAAUACUUUUAGGAACUAGGCUUCUUCUAGACUGAAAGCCAAGCGUUACCUCAUUAGUUUUUUUUAUUUUGAGAACGUAAAGGAACAGAUUUUUUGACAACCAUAAAAGGGACAGCUUAGAAAAAUCCAAUUCAGAAGAUGUCAAUGAACAACUCUUCCAAUGUAUUCCUGGAUGCGACUCCCAGUCAUCCAAAUCGUUUUCAAGUUAAUGUAAUUAAUGAAAGCCAUGAAAGCAGCACAGCUGCUGAUGGCAAUCAUGACCCUCCACAUUAUGAAGAAACAUCCUUUGUUGAUGAAGCCCAGAAGAGAUUGAGGAUCAGCUUUAGGCUUGGGAAUCAGGAGUUAUAUGACAAUUUUCACCAAAAUGGAGAAACUGAUAAAACAGAUGCGGGUUUUCAUGCCUACGAUUCUCAUACCAACACAUAUUACCUACAAACCUUUGGCCACAACACCAUGGAUGCAGUUCCCAAGAUUGAUUACUACCGUAACACUGGCAGCAUCAGUGGUGCCAAAAUGAACAGACCCAGCUUAUAUGACAUACACGAACAACUUGCCAAGAAUGUGGCUGUGACCUCGGGCUCCACUGACAGAGUUGCUAAUGGAGAUGGGAUGACUGGUGAGGAACAAACUGAAAACAAAGAGGAAGACCCUAAUGCAGGCACUGUGAAGUUUGGAUGGGUGAAAGGUGUGCUGGUGAGAUGCAUGCUGAACAUCUGGGGAGUGAUGCUUUUCAUUCGCCUCUCCUGGAUUGUAGGGGAAGCUGGAAUCGGUCUUGGCGUCCUCAUAAUUCUUCUUUCCACCAUGGUAACCUCUAUUACUGGGUUGUCAACUUCUGCAAUAGCAACUAACGGGUUUGUACGUGGAGGUGGGGCCUACUAUCUCAUUUCAAGAAGCUUAGGGCCAGAAUUUGGUGGCUCCAUAGGCUUGAUCUUUGCUUUUGCCAAUGCAGUGGCUGUCGCCAUGUAUGUAGUUGGAUUCGCCGAGACCGUGGUUGACCUUCUUGCGGAGAGCAACUCAAUGAUGGUGGAUAAAACCAAUGACAUCAGAAUAAUAGGCUCCAUUACGGUGGUGAUUCUUUUAGGCAUUUCAGUGGCUGGAAUGGAAUGGGAAGCCAAGGCUCAAGUGAUACUUCUUGUUAUCCUUCUCAUUGCAAUUGCAAAUUUCUUCAUUGGAACUGUCAUUCCCUCCAACCAUGAAAAAAAAUCUAAGGGUUUUUUUAAUUACCAAGCAUCUAUCUUUGCUGAAAACUUUGGACCAAACUUCACAGAAGGAGAAGGUUUCUUCUCUGUCUUUGCCAUAUUUUUCCCAGCAGCUACUGGCAUUCUUGCUGGAGCUAACAUCUCUGGGGAUUUGGAGGACCCACAAGAUGCUAUUCCCCGAGGAACAAUGCUGGCCAUCCUGAUUACCACUGUUGCCUACAUAGGGGUUGCUGUUUGUGUAGGAGCCUCUGUUGUCCGGGAUGCCACUGGAAAUGUGAAUGACACAAUAAUCUCUGGGAUGAGCUGCAAUGGCUCAGCUGCCUGUGGUCUAGGCUAUGAUUUUUCCAGAUGUUUAAACCAAAGAUGUUCAUAUGGGCUGAUGAACAAUUUCCAGGUAAUGAGCAUGGUCUCUGGUUUUGGACCCUUAAUCACCGCUGGAAUCUUUUCUGCAACUCUCUCCUCUGCUCUGGCCUCUCUUGUUAGUGCACCAAAAGUUUUCCAGGCUCUUUGCAAGGACAACAUCUACAAAGCCCUUCAGUUUUUUGCAAAAGGAUAUGGGAAAAACAACGAGCCUCUAAGAGGAUAUAUUCUCACAUUCAUUAUUGCAAUAGCAUUUAUUUUGAUUGCUGAAUUGAAUACCAUUGCUCCCAUCAUCUCCAACUUCUUCUUAGCUUCAUAUGCACUUAUUAACUUCUCCUGUUUUCAUGCAUCUUAUGCAAAAUCUCCAGGCUGGAGACCUGCCUAUGGAAUUUACAACAUGUGGGUAUCACUUUUUGGAGCCAUAUUGUGCUGUGGAGUAAUGUUUGUCAUCAAUUGGUGGGCAGCUGUUAUCACCUAUGUUAUUGAGUUCUUCCUCUAUAUCUAUGUGACGUACAAAAAGCCAGAUGUGAACUGGGGAUCUUCUACUCAAGCUCUUUCCUACGUGAGUGCUUUAGACAAUGCUCUGGAAUUAACCACUGUAGAAGAUCACGUAAAAAAUUUCAGACCCCAGUGUAUUGUUUUAACUGGUGGACCCAUGACAAGACCUGCUCUAUUAGACAUUACACAUGCAUUUACCAAGAACAGUGGUCUCUGCAUCUGUUGUGAAGUCUACGUGGGACCUCGCAAGGAGUGUGUGAAGGAGAUGAACAGCAGCAUGGCAAAGAAGCAGGCCUGGCUUCUCAAGAACAAAAUUAAGGCUUUCUACACUGCAGUAGCGGCAGACUGCUUUAGGGAUGGCGUCAGAAGUCUCCUUCAGGCCUCGGGCUUGGGCAGAAUGAAACCAAACACUAUGGUGAUCGGAUUUAAAAAAAACUGGAGGAAAGCUCCCUCUGCAGAGAUUGAGAACUAUGUGGGAAUUAUACAUGAUGCCUUUGACUUUGAGAUUGGUGUGGUAAUUGUCAGAAUCAGCCAAGGAUUUGAUAUCUCUCAGGUUCUGCAAGUACAAGAUGAAUUAGAAAAAUUAGAACAAGAGAGACUGGCAUUAGAAGCCACAAUUAAAAAUAAUGAGAGUGAAGAAGGAAGUAAAGGGAUCCGGGGACUGUUCAAAAAGGCUGGGAAGUUGAAUAUCAUCAAGCAAGUUCCCAAAAAAGACAGUGGCAUUAACACAAUCCAAUCAAUGCAUGUGGGAGAGUUCAAUCAGAGACUGGUGGAAGCCAGCACUCAAUUUAAAAAGAAGCAAGGCAAAGGCACCAUUGAUGUUUGGUGGUUGUUUGAUGAUGGAGGGUUAACACUCCUAAUCCCCUAUAUCCUGACUCUCAGGAAAAAAUGGAAAGACUGCAAAUUAAGGAUUUAUGUUGGAGGCAAGAUAAACCGUAUUGAAGAAGAAAAAAUAGCGAUGGCUUCACUUUUGAGCAAAUUUAGAAUAAAAUUUGCAGACAUCCAUAUCAUUGGUGACAUCAAUAUUAAACCAAACAAAGAAAGUUGGAAAUUCUUUGAAGAGAUGAUUGAACCAUACUGUCUUCAUGAAAGCUGUAAAGAUUUAACAACUGCUGAGAAAUUAAAAAGAGAAACUCCAUGGAAAAUUACAGAUUCAGAACUGGAAGCAUUCAAGGAAAAGAGUUAUCGCCAAGUCCGAUUGAAUGAACUCUUACAGGAACACUCAAGAGCUGCUAAUCUCAUUGUCCUGAGUCUUCCAGUGGCUAGAAAAGCCACUAUUUCGGAUAUCUUAUACAUGGCCUGGCUAGAAAUCCUCACAAAGAACCUCCCUCCUGUCCUGCUGGUUAGAGGAAAUCACAAAAAUGUCCUAACUUUCUAUUCGUAAUAAACAAAAGAUUCAAACACAAUUCAUUUUAAUAUGUGAAGGGCAAUAUGAAGUACUUCAUGUUCCAAAUCUGAUCUCAAGAAACUUGCUAAGACUAUUCUACUGAUCUACAACCAACUCUGUCACCAUUUUUUAAACUUAUUUAUAAAACCUAAAUAAUGUAAACUUAUCUGUUAAAAGUGACACCAGAAUCAAGAAUAGCCUGAUCCCAGGCAAAUGUCAUCACUGCUGUCAAUAUAUGAAUAAGGA